This is a messenger RNA of Pezoporus occidentalis (night parrot), 2021 nucleotides long. It is a transcript of the gene SF1, whose product is annotated as splicing factor 1. NCBI's taxonomy places the organism in Eukaryota, Metazoa, Chordata, Aves, Psittaciformes, Psittacidae. Gene Ontology annotation, molecular function: mRNA binding; zinc ion binding. The record is from RefSeq and is a predicted model, not a curated record. Gene Ontology annotation, cellular component: nucleus. Gene Ontology annotation, biological process: regulation of mRNA splicing, via spliceosome.
UCCGCAGCAACAACCGCAGCCCGGGGGCCCUGCGCAGGCCCCGCCGGCGGCCCCGCUCCAACAGCGCCCGGAUGAGAGCGGGCCCGGCGGGGGGGGAGCGGGAGCGGGGCCGCAGAACGAAGCCGCCGCGCGGGCGGGAGCCGCGCACAAAGUGGCCCGGAGGUCAGACUUCCCGCGGAAGCGGAAGCGGAGCCGCUGGAACCAGGACUCGCUGGACCAGAAGACCGUGAUCCCGGGCAUGCCGACCGUGAUCCCGCCGGGGCUCACCCGCGAGCAGGAGCGCGCCUACAUCGUGCAACUGCAGAUCGAAGACCUGACUCGCAAACUGCGCACGGGAGACCUGGGCAUCCCCCCUAACCCUGAGGACAGGUCCCCGUCCCCAGAGCCCAUCUACAACAGCGAGGGGAAGCGGCUCAACACACGCGAGUUCCGCACGCGGAAGAAGCUGGAGGAGGAGCGGCACAACCUCAUCACCGAGAUGGUGGCCCUCAACCCGGACUUCAAGCCCCCCGCCGACUACAAGCCGCCGGCGACACGGGUGAGCGACAAGGUGAUGAUCCCGCAGGAUGAGUACCCCGAGAUCAACUUCGUGGGGCUCCUCAUUGGGCCCAGAGGGAACACGCUGAAGAACAUUGAGAAGGAAUGCAAUGCCAAGAUCAUGAUCCGGGGCAAGGGCUCGGUGAAGGAGGGCAAGGUUGGCCGCAAGGACGGGCAGAUGCUGCCGGGGGAGGACGAGCCCCUGCAUGCCCUUGUCACCGCCAACACCAUGGAGAACGUCAAGAAGGCGGUGGAGCAGAUCCGCAACAUCCUGAAGCAAGGCAUCGAGACCCCCGAGGACCAGAACGACCUGAGGAAGAUGCAGCUGCGGGAGCUGGCGCGCCUCAACGGGACCCUGCGGGAGGAUGACAACCGCAUCCUGCGGCCAUGGCAGAGCACCGAGACCCGCAGCAUCACCAACACCACCGUGUGCACCAAGUGCGGUGGUGCUGGCCACAUCGCCUCCGACUGCAAGUUUGCCAGGCCCGGGGACCCACAGUCAGCGCAGGACAAGGCGCGCAUGGACAAGGAGUACCUGUCACUGAUGGCGGAGCUGGGGGAGGCCCCGGUCUCGGUCAGCUCCAACGCUGCCCACAACAACAGCCCCCUCUCCAGCAGCCACCGCGCUGCCAACCAGGCCAGCAGCCAGCCCCCCCCCCGUGCCCGACCCACAUCCCAGAGCCGCCCACCCUGGAUGAACUCCACCCCGUCGGAAAACCGCCCCUACCACGGGAUGCAUGGGGGCCCAGGGGGGCCUCACAGCUUCCCCCACCCCAUGGCUGGCAUGGGGGGGGGCCACGGGGCACACCCCCUGCAGCACAACCCCAACGGGCCCCCGCCUUGGAUGCAGCCCCAUCAUCCCCCUAUGGGGCAGGGCCCCCACCCACCUGGGCACCCGGGGCCCCACCACAUGGAUCAGUACCUGGGCAAUGCGCCGGUGGGCUCUGGGGUCUAUCGCCUGCACCAGGGAAAAGGUAUGAUGCCUCCACCGCUGGGUAUGCUGCCCCCCCCGCCCCCCCGCCCGGUGGAGCCGCCCCCUCCCUCCGGCCCGCUCCCCCCCUGGCAGCAGCAGCCGCCGCCACCCCCCAGCAGCAGCAGCACCCCCUUGCCAUGGCAGCAAAAUACGACGACCACCACGAGCGCUGGCAGCGGCUCCCUCCCCCCAUGGCAACAGCAGGGGGGGGCGGGGGGGCGGCGGGGGGGGGGGGCAGCUUCUUCGGGAGCCCCCCCACUCCCCGGCAGCCCCUCCAUGGUGCCUUUGCCCCCCGGGGUCCAACCCCCACUGCCCCCCGGGGCCCCACCGCCCCCCCCGCCACCCCCUGGCUCCGGGGGCAUGAUGUACGCACCCCCGCCCCCCCCGCCGCCCCCCCCCAUGGACCCUUCUAACUUCGUCACCAUGAUGGGGAUGGGGGUGCCCGCCAUGCCCCCCUUUGGCAUGCCCCCCGCGCCCCCCCCACCGCCCCCCCAGAACUGAGCAAUACCAC